AUGGGUAACCUGUGGUUUGAAGGAACAGAGUGGCUAAACAGCCCAGACAAGCAGCUGCAACAACCUGAGGUAGCAGGGACCUCUGAGACUGCAAGAGAGAGCAUAAAGCCAAAGUUAGAGAAACAACUGUUAGCAAAGGAAGAAGAACAGAAUGAAAUGACAGAUCUACUUCUCCACAAGUAUGCGUCAUAUUGGAAGCUCCUGAGAGUAACUGCAUUUGUGAAACGGUUUAUUGACAACUGUAGAAAGUGUGAGAAGGAGAGGGGACCAUUAACGACAAAGGAAUUUGAGGCUGCAGAGAAGUUUUGGAUCACUCAGGUACAAACGUCCCAAUCAUUAAAAUCAGAUGUGGGCUUGAGGAAGGAUGGAGGAGGGAUCUUCAGAUGUGCAGGCAGAGUUCAACACUACAACCUAGUGUUUCUACCCCGCGAUAGCAAGAUGGGAACUUUGAUCGUUCGACAUGUCCAUGAGCAGACCUUGCAUGGGGGAGUCUCUGCAACCUUGUGCCACAUUCGAGAGAAGUUUUGGACGCCGAAACUGCGAUUGCUGACAAAGAAAGUUAUUCACAACUGUACAAUUUCCCAACAUUACUGUAAGAAGCCACUGACCACCUCAUACACUUCAGACACUCUGUUACCAGUCUUCAGAACUGAACUGUCAGAUCCUUUCGCUGUCACAGGAGUAGAUUUCGCUGGACCAAUGUACUAUAAGAUUAAGAAGUCCACAACUGCGAAGGCUUACGUCACUCUAUUCACCUGUGCCAGCACUUGA
Messenger RNA from Stylophora pistillata, 771 nucleotides. RefSeq lists its product as uncharacterized. The record is from RefSeq and is a predicted model, not a curated record. Gene Ontology annotation, molecular function: nucleic acid binding; zinc ion binding. NCBI's taxonomy places the organism in Eukaryota, Metazoa, Cnidaria, Anthozoa, Scleractinia, Pocilloporidae.